AAUAUGUUACUUUCUAGAAAAAGUUUGCCUUUUAGAACCAUGCUUCUGAUAUUGUUGCUUCAACACAGUACUUGGAAAAUGGGGGAAGCGAUUCAUCCAUUAUGUGCCCUGGUGGCUCAGCAUAUGAAGGCUCAGGAGCAAUGCAGCCAAACACAGCAAGAAGAGAGCAGGAACCACAGCAUAACCACUGGGUGCCGGACCGAGUGGGAUAAUCUUCAGUGCUGGCACAGGACCAACGUUGGCCAGGUGGUUAACGUUUCUUGCUCUGAAGUGUUCCAGCUCUUCGGCAAAAAUCAUGGUUACAUAUUUCGGAACUGCACUGAGAAUGGCUGGAGUGACCUGUACCCAUCUCAUGCGAAUGCUUGCACAACUGUAGACAACCUGACCGAGAAUGAGAUGACAUAUUAUUCCACCUUCAGACAGGUCUACACUGCAGGCUAUGCUACCUCUCUCAUCUCCCUCAUAUCGGCUAUCUUUGUCUUUACAGCCCUCAGGAAAUUCCACUGCACGAGGAAUUAUAUCCACAUCAAUCUGUUCUCCUCCUUCAUCCUGAGGGCCAGUGCAGUCUUCAUUAAAGAUGUUGUCCUCUUUAGUGAUGAGGACCAUGACCACUGCAGUAUGUCUACAGCCUCAUGCAAGGCCGCAGUGGCCUUUUUCCAGUUCAGCAUCCUCGCUAACUAUUUCUGGCUGCUGGUGGAGGGCAUGUACCUGCAGACUCUGCUAGCUUUCACCUUUGUUUCCCAAAAGAAGUAUUUCUGGUGGUACAUCCUUAUUGGCUGGGGCCUUCCAACAACAAUAUUGACCAUUUGGGUGCUGGCCAGGAAUUUCUAUGACAACAGAGGGUGCUGGGAUGACACAGACAUAGCCCUCAAUUGGUGGAUUAUAAAAGGACCAAUCACAGCAUCCCUUUUGGGAAACUUCAUCAUCUUCAUCAAUGUAAUCAGAAUACUCGUUCAGAAGCUGAAGUCUCCUGGAGUUGGAGGCAAUGACACCAGCCACUUAACGAGGCUGGCUAAGUCCACUCUGUUCCUGAUCCCACUGUUUGGCAUGCAUUACAUGGUGUUUGCCUUCCUGCCGGAGAGCACAGGAGAGGAUGUUCGCUACUACAUCGAGCUUGGCCUGGGAUCUUUUCAGGGUUUUGUUGUGGCUCUGUUGUACUGUUUUCUCAAUGGAGAGGUGCAAGCAGAGCUGAAGAAGAGACUGUGGAAGUGGCAGAUGCAGGGUUACCUGAGUUACAGUAAGAGGAGGCGGACCCUGUUUACAGAGAGCAGCACGAUCACACAGAUUUCUGUUCUAGAAAAACAAAGCCCCAAAGAGCAGGCUUCCAGUGAGCUCAACAACAGUAUUUCAGCAGUUUGAAGCAAGGAGACGCUUAAACUCAUUCACCUUUUCUGUCCAUUUUGUCUCAGAAGCAUCCCCUAUCUCUGUAAUAGUUUUGACACCAACAAAGAAAUGAGACCAUCAUGAAUAUCAUUAGUAUUAGUGUUGUUAAUGCUGUUAAUAUCUUUCAUAUGAAACAGCACAGAUGACAUUUAAAGUCAGGGAUGUGACGCAUACUCUCACAGUUCAUAUAAUAUGUUAUAUACAGAGAAAUAUUGCCAUGUUCUCAGUGGUGGUGGUGUUUUGAGCAAAUAUGUAAACUUUAAAUAUUUUAACAUUAAAUAUUUUUAUUUUAAAUUUGAAGAUCUACAUUUUAAGAGGGUAUAACAGGUAAUAAUAGCUUAUAUAGUGGUUUUGUUGGUGAAAUAUUCCAGAGAGUGCCAGUCUGGUUUCUGUUUCCAUUUUCUUCAGUGCACUGCCACCGAUCUGUGUUCUCUGAGAAACACUUGCACAGUUCCAGUCUCUUCUGUUUCUUUGUAUUGUGCACAGUUUCAUCCAGUCAGUGUAAAUGCAUUUCCCACUCAAUAGGAAACUGAGAGUUGUGUUUAUAGAGUCCUUGUUCUUUGACCAUCUUCACAUAGCUUACCAAAAACCAUGCUGUGUCUGCCAUUUUUCAAUUGUAUAGGGAGUGGGUGAAUGGUUCUUUUAGCUUUUAGACCAUUUAUGUCAUCUUGUUUGUCCAUAGUUCUUUGUUUCAGAUGUCUGUUGUCUCAUCACUCUGCUUUUCCCUUUUUGUAGGCUUGUCUUUGAUGCUCAUGAGAGCUUUGCAUGGUGUACCAUAGCUUUUAUGAUUUUACUGUCAAAGACUAGCAGUGUCAAUUACUUUUAUGGGAUUUCUUUAGCGCUUUGGUCAUACCGUAAAUGUGAGUUGUUUUUGCUAAGUAUUAUAUAAACCUGUGAUUAUUUUCUUAGUAUGUCAUAGUUCCAUUUUUUUCCCCUUGCCCUGAGCUGCUAGCCUAAUUUGAAUUCUUUCAAAAAUUCUUGUUGUUUCCAAAUUGCUUACUGUGAUUCUUGUAAGCUAAUGAUAGUGUUAAUGUAAAUCAACUCUAAAAUAGACACCAAAGCUAAAAAUGUUGUUUUAUACACAUUUAAUUGACCUAAUUCAGCUAAAAUUAGAGGCCUGAAAAAGUGCUUUUAUUCCAAAGUGAUAAAAUACAUUAGCAAGAAAUACCCAGACUUUACUAUGACAUUCAUUUUUGAAGGCUCUGUACAUUUUAUGCUACAAUUUGGGUUAUGUCUGUGUAUAUAUUUGUGCAGUUCUGUAUGUGCAGUUAUAUCUUCCCUUCUGGAAUGUGCUUUUGGCUUCAGCGAGCCAGUUUUACUGCCUUAUAGGUCACUUUUGAUAUAUAAUUCUACUAAAAGCUAAAUAAUUGUAUGUGCCCUUGGUGUUCAUUUCUGUAUUUGUAUGAAUAGCUAAUUAACUAUAAGGUGAAAUUCUUGUGUGAAUUUUAAAUAAAUGCAGCAUAUUGCACAGUACACUGGCCCUAUGUGCACGCACACACACACACGCACGCACGCACGCGCACACACACACACCCACACACACACACACACACACACCAGAGUGGAGAAGCACUAUGGGCCAUACAAAGCUUUCUCUUCUUGAGUGGUAUUUUCAAUGCUUUUUUUCACUAUGGUUCAAACAUGGGUUGAUUUUAACAUCAAUAUAUGUUUUUAAAAAAUGUAGUUAAUCAGAACAUGUUUUGGUUUCCAAUUAUAUUUUUACAGUUAUGCAUUGAAGCCACAAUGUACAUAACAAAUAAGGAAUACCACACCCAUUAGCACUGCACAAGCUGCAUGCUUAAAUCAUCACAUACUUGACUCACACUGCGACGACAAGUGUGUAGGUUAAGUAGGCAGUGUUUAUGUGGAUAUUUUGUUUAUUGUGACUCUGUAUGAAAUACUAUUAUUUAUAUAGAUGGGAAAAAGUAACCAUACAGGAUCCUUCUUCAAGAUGGCCAGUACUAUUGUUUUUAAAUCUAUGACAUAUGUUUGACUGGUUUUACAGAUAACAGCAUGACACCUAUAGACUGUCAGCAAACAUACUCUGCAACCAUAUCUGUUUAAAAUUAAGAAACUGGUGCAGUUUGAAUAGGAUGAGUUUACAAUGCAGUUCACAUGCUGGUAAUUAGUAUUGUAUGAGCUUCCCUUAGACUGAUUGUUAGCUAUUUUAUCCCCAUUGCUCCAGUGCAAAGAUAAAAACAAAAUUGUGGAUACCAAACAUGUUGGCUGAUCAGCUUCAUUUGUGGGAAGAGGAAUAUUUUGUGUAUUAUGGAUUUGGCUUCAAAACUGUUGUCUUAUAUAAUUCUGCCUUGAAAACAUCUUACUCAAGAAUGCUUUGCAGUGUAUAUAUAUCUGGAGCACUAGACUGUAAAGGUUCCUGUUUAAUAGAAUUAAGCUCUUCGCUUAAAAUUGUUGUUAAUUGGUUGUUGCUUAAUGUUUCUGUAAAUAAGAUUACUCUGUUAUAAAUAUUAAUAUAGAUUACUGAUACCUUAUUAUUUUCAUCAUGUGUAAUUUAGAUAUUAAAUCUACCAGUGUGACUUUCAAAUACAAAGGUUCAUUUGAUUUGCAAUAAAUUACAUUCCACACUGCAUUUUUAAAGACUAAAAGACUAUGUUAAUAUAACAAUUUUAAAGGAUUUAAAGUGUGCCGACUGACAGCAAUGGUCAGAUGGAAAUAAAGAGAAACAGAUUUGAAUGGUAAAUAUAUCCUAAAUUUUUGUGCUUCAGUUGUUUGUACAGUUUGAAUUUGCGAUAAACAAUUUAAAUAAACAAUUUGUUUCCACUUUCUUUUUAAAACACAAUGCUUAAUAUUUAGUUUGACCUUG
Electrophorus electricus (electric eel) is the source of this 4207-nucleotide messenger RNA. It is a transcript of the gene ghrhrb, whose product is annotated as growth hormone releasing hormone receptor b. Gene Ontology annotation, biological process: cell surface receptor signaling pathway; adenylate cyclase-modulating G protein-coupled receptor signaling pathway. Gene Ontology annotation, molecular function: G protein-coupled peptide receptor activity; vasoactive intestinal polypeptide receptor activity; peptide hormone binding. Lineage: Eukaryota; Metazoa; Chordata; Actinopteri; Gymnotiformes; Gymnotidae. The record is from RefSeq and is a predicted model, not a curated record. Gene Ontology annotation, cellular component: plasma membrane.